Hypanus sabinus (Atlantic stingray) is the source of this 7499-nucleotide messenger RNA. Its product is annotated as TLE family member 5-like. Gene Ontology annotation, biological process: negative regulation of canonical Wnt signaling pathway; regulation of DNA-templated transcription. Gene Ontology annotation, cellular component: nucleus; transcription regulator complex. The coding region runs from base 490 to 1083 and encodes 197 amino acids. Lineage: Eukaryota; Metazoa; Chordata; Chondrichthyes; Myliobatiformes; Dasyatidae. The transcript is spliced from 7 exons. The record is from RefSeq and is a predicted model, not a curated record. Gene Ontology annotation, molecular function: protein binding; transcription corepressor activity.
GUCGCUGUGCUGUUGCAUUUGGCAACAUUGUAUCCUAACAUAGGGACGGGGUAAAGGAAGGGCAAUUUCUUUCCCCCCACAAAUAACCUGGUGCGAAGGAGGAGAACCAGAAGGAAGGAAGGAAGGAAGCAAAGAACAAAGAGACGCGCAUUAAGCAAUGCGCAGAGAUGUUUCGCUACUAAAUCCAGCGGCUCCCACCAACGUCGCCUCUUGAAAAGCCGAAGCUGUACAAUGCAUCGUGACUGCAUUAUGAAAGAUAACAAAUAAACCCUUCCGCGGUUUGAACUCACUUAUACACACACAGCAAGAAGAAAACGUGCGGGAAGUGUCGGCGGAAACAGUCUAUCUGGCUUUGUUUUACCCUGCAGACUGAACGCAUAUACGCAGCGAUUUUCUUUUUGUUGUUGGUUGGAUUUCCAAGGGAGGGUGUUUCAUUUUCUUAAAACAAAAAUUGGGGGCGAUCUGCGUUGCCAGGAGGAGAAGGGGGCGAUGUAUCCGCAAGCUAGACAGUCGGCUCCGUCGCAGUCGGCACAACAGUUGAAGUUUACUACCUCGGACUCCUGUGAUCGUAUCAAAGAUGAGUUUCAGUUUCUGCAAGCCCAGUACCACAGCCUCAAGUUGGAAUGUGACAAACUGGCCAGUGAAAAGACAGAAAUGCAGCGUCAUUAUGUCAUGUAUUAUGAAAUGUCUUACGGCUUGAACAUCGAAAUGCACAAACAGGCUGAAAUUGUCAAAAGAUUGAAUGGAAUCUGUGCUCAAGUCAUCCCUUUCUUAUCUCAGGAGCAUCAGCAGCAGGUGGUUCAGGCUAUAGAGCGUGCAAAGCAGGUGACUGCCCCGGAGCUUAAUACAGUCAUCAGGCAGCUUCAAGCGCAGCAGCUGUCUCACCUCCACGGACUCACAGUGCCACUCACUCCUCUUCCAGCUGGCCUGCAGCCUCCGGUCAUCCCAUCGGUCAGUGCCAGUGCAGGGCUUCUGGCAUUGUCCAGUGCCCUGGGCUCACAAAUUCACCUCGCUACGAAAGAUGACAAGAACCAUCACGAUAGUGAUCACCAGAGAGAUGAGGGAGUGCAGAAACCGGAUUAGGAACUUUUGAGGAUCAUUCAACACAACAUCCUUCAAAAUGAUCUUUUGGUGUUUGUUUUAAUGCCUGUAUAUAUCUCGGAGGUGGCAAUUUUGUGCUGUGUAUGUUAUUAUUUAGGGGAACAAAACUUAUUUUAAAGCUACAGUAUAUUAUUAAAAGCAACUUUGUUUUAGCAUGAACAAAGCAGGAAUACACACUAAGUUUGAAGUUGCCUCGGACGAGGCCUUAACUUAUUGGCUUUUCGACCUAAUGAACUUUCUAGUGUUCAGUAUUUCCAAGGUAAUUGCUUCUGAUUCAGCCAGUUCAUUGAAGUUAUGCUUUGCAGGAAUUUGCCUUUCCUACUAGUUGCCUCCAAAAUUGGGUUGUUAAGUGAUUAACUUUGUGGAAUGACCUGUAAGAAUUCAGCUCUCUAUAAUCUCAGAAACCAAAGCAAAUUUGCCAAAUUUGUGGUCAAUGGUCAGUGCUAAUGAAAUCCAUUCCAAAUUGGCUUGUGAAUAAGACUUCAAUAAGACAAGUUACCUUAAACAAAAUAUUUUAUCAUCUGGUAUUUCUCCAGAACUAUUAACAGUUUGCUAUGUCAUCUUGCUGUUCUGUGGGCAAUUUUUGUCAUUAGGUCAUUAAACUUUUGGUCUACAGUCAUGAUGAUUACUGCUUUUAAGUUGGAGAUAACCACGUACAUUAUUUUGUCAUCUAUCUUUUCCUGAAUGGAAAAGAGAAAUAUAUUGGCAUAUCAUUCAGUUUGUGCCAAAAUGUUCCAAAUCUAGCAAGAAAAUGCUGUAGUAUACACUUUGGGUUGGUUAAAUGGGCAUCAAAGUGGCAGCUUGUAAAGGUCAAAUCAAAACAAAAUGGCUGAUCUAUAUUAAAAAAAACUUAUGUGCACCUUUGUGAAACAUUGAAGGAUUUGUGGCUGUGCAGUCAGGUUUUUCAGUAAGUCUCUCUAGUGAGGAAUGGGAGGGAAAAACCAUGGAAGCCCCCUGGACUUAACCUAAAUCUUGUCAAAAGCAGUAGGCCCAAUGUUAACCUGCUAGGAAUUGGUGCUCUGGAUAUUAGCCAAAAUAUAUUUGCAGUUUGCAAUCAGAUGUGAGUGUGGUGAGUAUUUGUUUUCAAUUUGCCUCUUUGAUAGCAAACAGAAUAGCAGUGGGGGAAAAAAUCUAUGAGGUAAGUGGAUAAGUUGAGGUGGAGUUGGCCCUGUGAUUGGUUAGCUUGCAACAGAAAUGGUUGUUCCUCUAGGUUGACUGUGGACUCUUAUAUAUCCUUCAAUGGUUUAUAACUUGAAGAGAUCUGUUUUGCUUUCUCCCCCUACCCCGAUCAGGUCCACUUAAAGAAGCCAACAAAAAGUAUUGAUUCUGAUUCCUCUGUCUAAUGGCCAUGAAUUAAUUUUGCACAGAAACAAGAAAAUAGGUUCUAAGGUUCUUCCUGGUGUUUCCUUAGUAAUGGCACAGAUUGAUGACAGCCAUGGUAGCUUGUAAUUUGUUUUGGCUUUGUCCCUCAUUAUGAUAAAUUUAACAAAUGCUUUAAAAUUUGAUUAAUGGUAGCCUUCUGUCAUCCAAGUCCAUAGUAGAGAGGGUGGAAAUGAACCCCAGUACCACAGGUGGUGCAGUGGCAUUAGCACCAGACUUCAAGGCACAUGGUCCCCAGUUGGAAUCGGCCGGCUCCUUGCACACUUUCUGUCAGUGUAAAAGAAACUCAGGCUGUAAAAAAACAAUGAAAUGCUAUGGAAAUGGCAAAAAUGCUGCCCAGUGCACCACAAAGCACAAAUAGGAACAACAAUCUUGGGUUGAUGACAGCGCGGAACAUAAUGCACGAAGUGAGCUAAUGGCCAAACAUCGUUGAGCACUGAGGCACACCUCUUAAGGGUUCGCAGUUACAAAGGAUCACUGGGGCAAGAUCAGUUUACCACCUGUGCUUUGCACUGAAUUAAUUUGUACACUCACAUUUUGGUAUCAGGAGCGUUUUGUAAAUAACUGUUGGAUGGGUUCCUGCUCAUGCAACCUCUAAACUCCCCACUUUUCACAACUGUACCCCACUCAUCCAAUUUCUGCUUUCCAUCUAACAAUGUUGAUGUUUCAUGUCUAAGACACUUUAUCAGUACUGGGACAGAAAAGUAAUAAGUUGUUUUUUAAGUGGUAGAGUGAGUGUUGGAAGAAUAAAUACAAUGAAGAAUAUCUGUGGUUCGUGCUAGGGUUGCCAUGUGGAUGAGCUACAAGUGAUGUUAUCUGGCCAAUGGAUUAAUAAGGGCAGAAUGUUCAGAAGAGAAGCUGAGCAGGGGACCAUGAAAGUUGCGAAAUGAGGGCAUUUAGAGAGUGAAAACAGAAAGGAAUAUAAACAUUGCAAAACGCAGAGAACAGAGGACAUGCCACAGUAGCAGAGUGGUUAGCGGGACUCUAUUACAAUGUUCUGAGUUCAAUUCCAGCUUCCUUUGUAUGUUCUCCCUGUCACCGCAUGCGUUUCUUCCAAAGGCAUACCAGUUAGUAGGUCAAUUUGUCAUUUAAAUUGUCCUGUGACUAGGCUAGGGCUAAAUUGGUGGGUUGCUUGGUGGGCUGGUAGGGCCUGUUCCAGGCUGUAUCUCAAAAAAGAGUCUGCACAAAAUUGUCAGAACAUUCUCCCUCCACCCCACAUGCACAAAAGAAGAAAAAUAAACUAUAUGCAAUACAGACUCUUUUCCUUAACAUUUGCUUUUCUCCAUACUAAUCCCUGAAGUAACAAAAUUACUCUAUCUGCCAUUAUCUUAACUCACCUACAUUCACAGUGCAUUCAAAAUAGGCUUUUUUUUUGUGUGCAUUUGUCUUUAUUGUGGUCUUGAUUGGAGUAAAUAUGGUAUAUUUUCUCUUUUUGUCCAUAUAUUCUGGCUACUGAAAGUAGGUCUCAUUUAGGUGGAUCAGCACAACUUUACAUCAAAAACCAUGAAUUGGAUCUCCUUGAAUUUUACUUGGAAACUGUGGAGUUCAGUGGGCUGUCGAUGGAUUUCCAAAUAAGAAGUUUAUCAAAAUAAGUGUUAAACUAUACUGUGUAUAUGCUACGGCUUUAAAUUUCAACAAGAAUUUCUUCAGUCUUUUAUUUUCUUAUGAUUUAAACCAGCUCCUAGCUACUACUGCUAGCUGGCAUUAGGCCACCUCUCCCUCUUCCUCUGGCGUGCCAGGUACAAUUACUCAUUUAAAGCUGGCUUGCAUUCCUCGACUUACGUAGCAGAAAAUCAUCCAAAGAUGGUAACUUUCUAUAGAGCAUAUUUUAAGCAUUCAGUCAUUAAAAUGACUGUUUUUCCAGAGUAAAGUUUAAAGUAAAACUGAACUCUAAAGGAGAAGGGGUAGUUUUUUUUUCACAUUGUCAGUUUAUUUGUAGUGAGGAGCUGUAAAACUGCCUAGUCCGUUGCUUUGCGAAAACUAGAGAACUUGUUGCCGGCAGGUUUCAGAGGGGAUGGCUGAAUAGGUUAGAGAAAAUACCUUCUCCUGUCUGGGGAAUACGGUGUUGUUUGUCAUUGUUUUCCAUGCACAACCUCCACUAUAUAGGUUGAUGCAAGGAACAAUUUCCAGCCAAACCUACCGCUCCAAAUCCUGAUCCUUUAAUCUGAAGUCCUGCUUUCUCUGAUUAGCUGUACAAUUUGUCUGCUUACUUGCAUGAUGUGCACAUGGACUGUGCAUGUGUUGCUCGACCGGUGACUGUAGUAUUCACCUAACCUUGGGACAGGGAUCAAUUUUUCUUUGAGUAAAAUGAUGAACCUCAGCUGAGCUGAGCGCAGUACGAUUAGAGAGGGUAAAAGAGCACCCUUAAAUAUUGAGGCACUUUUGUAAGUAUUCCAAAUCAGCUUAAGCCAUGGUCUGUGUUGACUUGUUUAGGCUACAGUUGUUUUGACAUCUAGUAAAACUAGAAUUGGUGAUGUAGUUGAGUUUCAUUACCUAUGUGGAAAGAUCGCUCUUGCCUGUUAUUUUGAUAAAUGCAUUACCUUUCACUGGGGUAAGCCUUUCUUGCAUAUAUUACGUGUCAGUGUGGUGGAUGAAGUGAUGGAUUAGAAUUGGUAACACAAAAUGCUGGCAGCAUUUAUGGAAAGGAAUAAAGAAUUGACGUUUGGGCUAGACCCUUCAUCAGGAUCCCACCUUAUUAUGGCAUCUGCCCUUUUCACCUCUGAUAUGAAGGGUCUCGGCCCAAAGCUCUGAUUCUUUAUACCUUUCCAUAGAUGCUGCUGGACCAACUGAAUUCCUCUAGCAUUUUGUGUGUGUUAUCUGCAGAAUCUCUUGUAAUUAGAAUUGGUGUUCUUGAGUCACAUGGAGGGCUUGAUGUGGCAUUGGAGUAUUUUGUCCUCUUCCCUAAUGGCACCAAUUCCCACUGGAUCGUUGCACACACACAGGAAUUUCAGACAGGGAGAGGAUGUACAAUAGUCAUAUGCCCUGAAUUUCUUUACCAGAAUUGAGAUCUUGGUUGAGUUGAUCUAAAUCAGGGGUUCCCAACCUGGGAUCCAUGGUCCCUCAGUUAAUUGUAAGACUUGGCUCCAUGGCAUAAAAAAGUUUCAGAACCCUAGUCUAAAUGAAUAAACAGCAAUGCUUAGAUCACUGGCAUAAGAUCUGGCAUCAAUGUACUCAGAUUUUAAAUAGACAAAAGCAAGACCUAGAGAAUCAAAUAGCAAUUAUUGCUUGCUUUCAGAAUAAAAUAGAGCACUAAAGAACCAAAAAAAUCCCAUUUUCACUUCACCUUUUCAUCUAAGCAUUAGGCACUUUUGUUUAAAACAAUAAUCAUCUUGUAGUUUUUGGCAAGUGUUGUCUAUCUUGCAUUUGAUUUUAAUUUUUAAAUAAUCUAGCAUAGUGCCAGUGAAAUUCUGUACAGCUGGAUUACAUACAGAAGAUCUUGGAUAUGUCAGAGAAUGGAUAGCUGACUAUUGUGGCUUAUUGAUUCUGGGGCACGUUCAUUCUGGCAGGAUUUCAACCCGGAAACCUAUGACUGACAUAUAUCUUGUCACCCGCUGGAGACCUGCUCCAGGUUUCCAGACUUGGUAAGCUGUCCACUUUUCAACCUGAAUUGCAAGAACUGUCCAGUAGUUCUCAGAAUAUUCCAGGUUUCCAUUGCAUUUGGCUGAAUCUAGGAUUUUUAAAAAAAAAUACAGAUGUGGAAAAUACUCAGCAGGUCAGGCAGCAUCCGUGGAGAUACAGAAAUAGAGUUUGAGGUCGGUCACCUCUCAUCAGAUUUGAGGCUGAAUUAAGCAGUCAGUGACACAGCUUUUUCUCAACAAAUAUUUUUUGAAAAAACAAGGAAAUGCACCUCAAUUAAGCAAGCACCCUAAAAACCAAAUUUAUUGCCGCUUUAAGAUGAAAUUUAGUAAAUAUGUGGUCUCUUAUGGUCACUUUCUUUUAACUUAAUUUUUGUUAUUUAAUGAACGUGUAACAUGCACUUAACUGCCUCGCACAUUUAAGUCGAGUGUAAUGUAUAAUCAUGCUACAAUCUGCAGUUGUUUUGAAAAACAGAGCUGUGUGCUUGUAUAGGUUGGUGCAUCUCAUCUAUCCCAGCAAUCUGCUUGAAAGCAGUGUACAAUAUCAGUGCUGUGCUCCCGAUCAGACACAGGAAAAUGGCUAUAUCCUGACCUGCAUAGUUAGCCAAUAAGCACUAAAAGUCAAAACCUUGUUGUAAUGGGGAAAUAAUGUAUGAUUCUGUGGGACAUUUGUGUCAAAAGAGAAGCUGUUAGUACAAAAGUGCUUUGCCGCUCUUAUACACGCUCUAUUUACAAGCUGUUCUCUGUAAAAUUUUAAUACUGAAUAUUAUCAAUUAGAAUUAGUUCAAAACUCUGCAAUAUUGCUCAAUUUCACAGUAUUUGCAUAAGUUACAAAUGUAAACUUCUUCUGUACAGUGGAUCCUAUUUACGAUCAAAUCCCUCUUUAAGGGAAACUUUGAAAGAAAAGGUCUAAAUUUUUUUGGGGAUCAAUAAUUGUUUUCAGUGGGAUAGAUUUGAUCUUUGAAGAAAUUUUAAAAUCUCCACUGUUUAUUUUCAUGCUGUCUCAGUCCUCCAAGUGUUAAUAAGGCUCCCAGCGAUAACCAAUGUUUCAGAGACCUUCCUGAAUGUCAUUGUUUAAUGCAUAAACUCCUUCACAAUGGAAUUAGGAGAAUGGUUAUAAUUAUUAAAGUAAUCCAUCUGAUGCUGUGACUUCGGAGCUUCAAAUCACUUUAAAAAAAGUUAUAAAAAAAACACUUUGCUUUUAAAAAUUCAUUUGUUUCCUCUGGUGCAGCAGAAGCUGUAUACUGUAUUUGCACCAGUAUGGUUUGUAUGACUAUGUAUGCAAAUUGUGUUGAAGAUUUAAUGUGGCGGUGUUAAAAUACAUUUAUUAUGUCUUAAAUAAAACAAAAGUGUAUUAAAUUAGUUCGCUAGUGCUGUAAGGAAAUAUCUAUGGUGCCUUACAAAUAAAAGCAAAUGUGAUUAAAUUAUACUGUAGAUGUGGGC